Molecule: messenger RNA, 579 nt
Organism: Harmonia axyridis
Lineage: Eukaryota; Metazoa; Arthropoda; Insecta; Coleoptera; Coccinellidae
Product: protamine-like
Exons: 1
Coding region: 99-524 (141 amino acids)
Biological process (GO): sperm DNA condensation; spermatogenesis
Source: RefSeq, a predicted model, not a curated record
UCGACGUUGACAGACCGAAAGUCAAUUUAGACGUCAAAUUCCUGUCAAAAUGAUACGACCUCGGUAAUAAAAGGCGAUUUUGUUCAGAUCCGUCCUAGAUGUCGCAAAAUAGCUGUUCAAAAUCGGAUUCUUCCCAGACCUCCUUGUUUAUACCGAGUAAGACAUGCGACAAGAAGAAGAGGAAGAAAAAGAAGUGUAAGAAGGGGAAAAUCACCAAUAAUCCGUUCUUCAAUUUCUUGCGCUUGUUCAGGUGCAAACAUCGCGAUUGGCCAGUGCCCAAAAUAGCAGUUGAGGGAGCCAAGUGCUGGUGUGCUAUGACAGAAGCUGAAAAAAAGAGGUUUUACAGGCAGGCUCACAGGGCUUUCAUUAGAAGUAUGAGGAGAGCUCAUGGUGGAAAAGUCAAGUUUGGUAGAAGGUGUUCCAGUGUUGGAAAAAGAAGAAAAACUAGGAGAGCGGGUAGUUGCCCGAACAAACGCAGGAAUAAGAGUAUCGCCAUUAAAAAGUCACAAUCGAAUAGCUGUUAAUGUUCGUUUUUGUUUGUUUUUAGUUCGAACGCUAAUAAAACCAGUUUUUGUCUCA